CGAAAAUCUUUAAAUCCUAAUCUAGGCUUCGAAAGUUUUCCAAAUGAAACGGCCGACGAUAGGCUCAGUUCAGCACCCGAAGCCAAGCCGAAAGGCAUGAGACGCCUUUCGCAGAUACGACGAAGACGCAGUUCCUAUUAUUUUUCAGAAAAUGAACGCAGAAUACGUGCUAAUGAUAGAGAAUUCAAUGCUCAGUUCAAAUAUGCUGAUAACUACAUUAAAACGUCCAAGUACACGUUAGUGACUUUUUUGCCUUUUAACCUUUUGGAACAAUUUCAACGUCUUGCCAACUUCUAUUUCCUAUGUUUGUUAGUGCUGCAGCUGAUACCCGCCAUAUCAUCUUUAACGCCAGUGACAACAGCAAUUCCCUUAAUCGGUGUACUUACUCUGACGGCAGUUAAAGAUGCCUAUGAUGACAUACAACGUCAUACGUCAGAUUCUCAGGUGAAUAAUCGUAAAUCGAAAGCUUUAAGAAAUGGAAAAUUGAUGGAAGAAAAAUGGUCCGAUGUUCAGGUGGGCGAUGUGAUACGUUUAGAUAAUAAUCAGUUCGUGGCAGCCGAUAUUUUAUUACUAAGUACCUCAGAACCGAAUGGUUUGUGUUUUAUCGAAACUGCCGAAUUGGAUGGCGAAACGAAUCUGAAAUGUAAGCAAUGCCUUACAGAAACCAUUGAAUUGGGUCAACGUCAUGAUCUGUUGUGGAAUUUCAAUGGCGAGAUUAUAUGCGAGAAGCCAAAUAAUCUCUUAAAUAAAUUUGAAGGCACCCUGAUUUGGCGGAAUCAAAGAUUUGCUUUAGAUAAUGAAAAAAUUCUAUUAAGAGGCUGUGUACUGCGUAACACGCAAUGGUGUUAUGGUAUGGUAAUCUUUGCCGGCAAAGAUACCAAAUUAAUGCAAAAUUCGGGUAAAACACAAUUCAAGAGUACCGGCGUGGAUAGACUGUUAAAUUUUAUCAUAAUUGGGAUCGUUUUAUUUUUGUUAUCGAUUUGCGCAUUCUUUACCAUUGCCUGUGCUUUAUGGGAAGGAGUGAUCGGUCAAUAUUUUCAGGUUUAUUUACCCUGGGAGAAUAUAAUACCAAAAAAUGUAAUGCAAGGUGCUACAGUGAUAGGCUUUCUAGUUUUCUUUUCUUAUGCUAUUGUGUUGAAUACUGUUGUGCCAAUAUCACUCUACGUUUCAGUAGAGGUUAUACGUUUCGUUCAAUCCUUCUUGAUUAACUGGGAUGAGGAAAUGUACUACGAACCCACAAAAACACAUGCCAAAGCUCGUACCACUACAUUAAAUGAAGAACUUGGCCAAAUUCAAUAUAUAUUCUCGGAUAAGACCGGUACUUUAACUCAAAAUAUUAUGACAUUUAAUAAAUGCAGUAUUAAUGGUCGUACCUAUGGCGAUGUUAUUGAUUUGCGUACCGGUGAGGUUAUCGAGAUAACUGAUACUUUAGAGCGUGUGGAUUUUUCAGCGAAUCCCGAGUUUGAACCGGAAUUCCGUUGGUAUGAUAAGACUCUCUUGGAUGCGGUGCGUUCCGAUGAAAAAAAUUCGCAUAAUUUUUUUCGCUUAUUGGCCUUAUGCCAUACGGUAAUGCCAGAGUAUGUAGAUGGACGCUUAGAAUAUCAGGCUCAAAGUCCCGAUGAGUCAGCUUUGGUAUCAGCGGCGAGAAAUUUUGGUUUUGUUUUCCGUUCUCGAACACCAAACAGUAUUACUAUUGAAGUGAUGGGUAGAACAGAGGAAUAUGAACUGUUGCACAUUUUGGAUUUUAAUAAUGUACGAAAACGAAUGUCGGUGAUAUUACGGCAAGCUGAUCGCAUUAUAUUAUAUUGUAAGGGUGCUGACAGUGUGAUUUACGAUAGGUUAAGUUCUAGUCAAACUGAAGUAAAGUCACGUACUCAGGACCAUUUGAACAAAUUCGCUGGCGAAGGUUUACGAACGUUAGUUUUGGCGGAAAGAAUUUUAACAUUAGAAUUCUACGAGUCAUGGUGUGGACGGCACUUCGAAGUCUCGACAUCGCUCGACAACCGUGAAGAAAAACUGAAUGCCCUUUAUGAAGAAGUGGAAAGCGAGCUGGCAUUAAUUGGUGUGACUGCCAUUGAAGACAAACUGCAAGAUGGCGUACCUCAAACUAUAGCUAAUCUGCAAAUGGCUGGCAUUAAAAUAUGGGUUCUCACCGGCGAUAAGCAAGAGACCGCCAUUAAUAUUGGUUAUUCAUGUCAAUUACUUACCGACGAUUUGGCCGAUGUUUUUAUUGUUGAUGGUACUACCCUGUAUGAGGUCGACUUGCAAUUAAAGCACUUCAGAGAAUCGAUACGAAUAGUUAAUCGUUUCAGGCCAUCACAUUACGACCGUCCAUCGCUUAGUUUGAAUGGAACUAGAUAUAGUUCGGAAGGUCCGUCUUUGCUGUCUACAUCACCGCCGGCAGUUUCAGUUGUUACCUUUAGGUGGGCUGAUGAUGACACUAAUAAACGUAAUAAGGGCGAACCAGACAGUGCUGAAACCAGUGAAUUGUAUGAUAAUUUGGAGAAAGGCGGCAGUGCAACACGCGAUCAUGUCAUAAUUGAUGAUCAUACCGGCUUUGCUAUAGUCAUUAAUGGUCAUUCAUUGGUGCACUGUCUGUCACCUGAACUGGAAGCAAGGUUUCUAGAUAUAGCUUCACAGUGUAGAGCGGUGAUAUGUUGUCGCGUUACGCCGCUGCAGAAGGCUUUGGUUGUGGAAUUAAUUAAACGUGCCAAGAAUGCGGUCACCUUAGCUAUAGGUGAUGGUGCCAAUGAUGUUUCUAUGAUAAAAGCUGCCCAUAUUGGCGUAGGCAUAUCCGGCCAGGAAGGUUUGCAGGCGGUCUUGGCAAGCGAUUAUUCGAUAGCGCAAUUUCGUUAUUUGGAAAGGUUGCUAUUGGUGCAUGGUCGUUGGUCUUACUAUCGCAUGUGCAAAUUCCUGCGUUAUUUUUUCUAUAAAAACUUUGCAUUUACUUUGUGUCAUUGCUGGUAUUCAGUGUUUUGUGGCUUUAGCGCACAGACUGUCUUUGAUCCCAUGUUUAUUUCGGUUUAUAAUUUAUUUUACACAUCUUUGCCGGUCUUGGCACUGGGCGUUUUCGAGCAAGAUGUCUCCGACAAGCAUAGUUUGGAGUUCCCUAAACUCUAUACGCCUGGCUUAAAAAAUCAAUUAUUCAACAUAAAAGAGUUUGUGUACAGUGUAUUGCAUGGUGCUUUUAGUUCUUUAAUAUUAUUUUUAAUACCUUAUGGUACUUAUCACAAAGGCGUCUCGCCGAAUGGUUUAAUUUUAAGUGAUCACAUGACAUUGGGGGCAGUUGUAGCCACCAUACUAAUUAUUGAUAAUACAGCACAGAUAGCUUUAUAUACCUCGUAUUGGACAAUUUUUAAUCAUAUAACCAUUUGGGGAAGUUUAAUUUGGUAUUUCGUUUUGGAUUAUUUCUAUAAUUAUGUAGUAGGCGGGCCUUAUGUCGGCUCGCUUUCUAUGGCUAUGAAGGAUCUCACAUUUUGGGCUACCAUGUUUAUAACGGUAGUAGUGAUAAUGAUACCAGUGUUGGCCUAUAAAUUCUAUCUCAUUGAUAAACACCCGAGUCUAGCUGAUAAGAUACGCAUGAAGAGACGUCUGGCCAGUUUAAAAUCAAGGCAUACCAGUAGCGUUAUGAGAGCGCCUUCAUCCCGUCGUUCGAGAAGAUCAUUACGUUCGGGUUACGCUUUUGCCCAUCAGGAAGGUUUCGGUCGUCUUAUCACAUCUGGUAAAAUUAUGCGUAAACUGCCACAAGAUUUUGCUUUCCCUUUGGGUUUGGGCGGUAAAAAGCCAACAACAUCAUCGUCCGUUGGUCAAACACUUGAUAACAACAAAACCAAUAACAAUAAUAGUACACGUGAUAAUAAUAAGAAUUCGCCUGAUGGAGAAUACGGUGCCACUGGUGAUGGUCUUAAUCAAGCGAAAUCUUUAACGGACGAGGAAGAAAGAAGUCCCCGCGCUCCAUGCCAAGACUUAGACACUAUAAAUCUUUAAAAUCACAAAAUAAUACCAACAAUCGAAACCCUACAAUAACAACAACUACUUCAAUGUUAAAAAUAAAACCAAAAAUAUUUAAGUUACAAAAUUGAACAGAAAAGAGAAGACAUUAGAAAAUAUAGCGCUAAACAUGUUAGACUUGAAUUACGUUUAGUUAUUUAGUUAUUUAGGACUACAAACAAACAAACAAACAAACAUAGAUGAAAACACUUUCCACAAAAACAAGAC
Messenger RNA from Glossina fuscipes, 4218 nucleotides. It is a transcript of the gene ATP8B, whose product is annotated as phospholipid-transporting ATPase ID. The record is from RefSeq and is a predicted model, not a curated record. Gene Ontology annotation, biological process: phospholipid translocation; Golgi organization. Gene Ontology annotation, cellular component: plasma membrane. Lineage: Eukaryota; Metazoa; Arthropoda; Insecta; Diptera; Glossinidae. Gene Ontology annotation, molecular function: ATPase-coupled intramembrane lipid carrier activity; ATP binding; ATP hydrolysis activity. The coding region runs from base 97 to 3987 and encodes 1296 amino acids. The transcript is spliced from 21 exons.